Molecule: messenger RNA, 3501 nt
Organism: Symbiodinium sp. CCMP2456
Lineage: Eukaryota; Dinophyceae; Suessiales; Symbiodiniaceae
Source: the annotation of a GenBank genome assembly
AUGAAAGGCGAGUCUGACGACACAAUACAGAGUGCACUGGCCUCUGCUUUCGGAAUAUGGCUGAAAGUUCUCUGCAGGAGGAUUCUCUGCGGGAGGUUGCGCGUGUUGCAUGCAGCUCAGCUUGCCGGGCUACUGUUGUUGCUGCUGUACGUCCUGUUCACGUGGCUUCAUUUUCCCGGGCCCAGUAGCCACAGCAAUUUGUCGCCAGAGUGCGAAAGCAACGGCAGUGACUGGAAUGCAGGGUGGGACAUGUCCAGCCCAGGCACUGAAGCGACGUUCGAAGCCUGCGCACUUAUCUACCCCAUGUCUCAUUCCGAAUUGGAAGAUGCGGUUCCUCAACUCAAGUCCUGUGUUGUCACCACGUACGCCACACAUUUCCAGCGGGUUAUGGAGCAGACGACUUGCCGCGCCAAGACUCUCGAGGAUGCUGACAUCAUCUGGAUGCCUGCAUACUUUGGCUGCAACUGCAAUUGGCCAACCUACGACGGUGGCAGGUGUGAGUCAACCGGGAACGCUGUCCGUCUCGGAAACAAGUGUGUGGAGGAGGUCUUGCUCGGGGUGGACUACAUCCUUAAAGAAGUGUGGAAAACUCGAAGCCAAAAGCAGCCACGUGUGGUGAUUCUGGACGACAAUGGCCACGAAGCUCCGGACUGUUGCAACUACUUUAGCAUUCCACCUGGGCUUUGGCAAGGCCAGCCCUGCUUCAACACGCACUUCCUGCCUGCUGAACACUAUCUGCGGCCCGAGCUUCUUUGGGCAUUCCGUGGUGCGACCUGGCCAAUGUACCGCAAAGGGAUUGACAUCGCUUUGCCCUCGCCACCUCACGCUGCGGCCUCUUGGCCACCAGCCAGCAGCCCUCUGAAGUCACGGAAAUACUUUGCAACCUUCAAAGGAAAGCUGUUGAUGCAUCCGAUACGGGUCUACACGCACAGGCAUUUCCACAACAAGACUUACGAGGGCAAAAAAGUGGUGAUUUCAGAGCGCAUGACCGACGAGUUUGUCCAAGGCUACGGCGAGGUACUGCACGAAACGGUCUUUUCACUACUGCUGCGAGGGGACACUCACUCGACUCACCGGUGGAACGACGUGGUUUGCUCAGGCUCAGUUCCGGUUCUCGUUACGGACUAUAUGGUUCCACCGUACAACGAACUGGUUCCUUUUGAAUCCUAUGGCGUUUUCGUGCGGGAGAGUCACAUUGACAGACUCAUGGACAUCCUCCAAGCUGUCAGCGAGGAGGAGCGGGAGGCCAAGCGCGCUGCUUCGCUGCGGGCCUGCCGGAACUUCUUUCAGACAGUGGAAGUCCAGGCCUUGUCCCUGCGAAGGCUGCUCGAGUCCCCACUGCCGCGACAGCGGAGAAAUCAAAAAGGGAAGUGUUCUGUUCAAGGAUUUCAUAUGUUCGGCCUUUUUGAGCUCCCGAGGAUGAUCCUGGUUGGCGUUUGCCUCCUGGGGUGCUGGGCCGCCCUGUGUUUACAUGGCUGCAGCCUGGAAGUCCGCAAGGAGAAGGCACGCUUGGAGCAGAAGAUCGCGGAACUGCAAGGUGCAAGCCAGCGAGAAAGGUACGGAUCUGGUCGAGGUGUCGUCCUCGUCGGCGGGUCAAACCACCACGUGAGCCAACAUACUCAUUCCUAUACCUUUGAUGCGCUGCUUUGUGUGGCGAGCCUUCGCCGCACGGGCUCCUCCCUGCCUGUGGAGCUCUGGCACCAGGGCGAUGCACACUUGCUCUCGGCAAAGCUUCCGGAGCACGUUUUUCUCCGUGACUUCCGGGAUGUGGCAUCAGAGAACCUGGAAGGAUAUGCGCUCCCUGCAGUGGCAAUGCUCCACUCCAGCUUCGAGGAGUUUCUCUAUCUGGAUGCGGACAACACAGUCCUCCUCGACCCAGCGCCCCUUUUCGAGAUCUCUGCGUAUACGACCCUGGGCGCAGUCUUCUGGCCAGACUUCCCGUCUUUCAGAAGAGACAGCUUGAUCUGGCAGAUGACAGACCAGCAAUACUACCCGCUGCAAGAGGUUGAGAACGGCCAGCUGCUGAUCCACCGGAAUAGGCAUUUGGCGAAGCUGGAGCUGGCCUAUUACUUCAGCAUGAACAAGGAUUUCUACUUCAAGAUCACACUGGGUGACAAGGACCUCCUGAUGAUGGCAUUCCUGGCCUUCUCCACACCGUUCCACCAGGUCUCCACACCAACUGGGGCCAUGGGCUAUACAACUGCAUCCGGUGCUUUCUGCGGUCACACGAUGCUGCAGCAUCAUCCUUCGCUCGAAGACUUGCCAGUAUUUGCCCACCGAAAUUUGCUGAAGUGGUCUGCCAACUUGGACCUGCACACCCCGUCGUGGACCGCUGUCAAGCGGGGGAGAUCCACUGCCCUCACGCCAGGGAAGCAGCCAGGCCACCAACAGCUCGCCCCUGGCUGUAAGUGCGAUGGCGCACACUAUGCCGACGAGAACUACUGCGUGGACUUAGACACAGACCAGGACAAAUCUGCCAAGGCCGGCAGUCUUCUGGAAACGGCUGCUGCACUGGAGCAGGAGCUUCUGAGGCUCCGGGAGGCGCUCCGAGCCGGGCCGACCCUGAGAAGCGACUGGUGGGUUCCCUGGGCCUCCUCCGUGCAGGCCCCUUCUCCGAGCGUGGCCUCCUCAUCGGGGGCUUCCUGGCUGGCAGCCUACCUCGCAAUCUGCCUGGAGUCGAUACCUGCCGAGGAGCUCGAGUUCGACACCUUGGACAACAAUGGAAGCGAAGCGUGGGCAGAGCAUCCCCACUCGAGCUCGGGGCGGCACAUCAGGUGCUUGGCCGAACACCCUGAGCUUCAUCGUAUGGCCCUCACGUUCUACGGCUACCCAGGGCCGAACGGAGUUUUCUCAGCCGCCUUGGGCCUCCGCUCCAAAGCACGAGCGGGAGCCGACCCCAGGCCGGCCUUCACCUUCGAAGCCAGCGAGGAGCGCUGCAGAAGAGGCUUGGCCUACCUGGAGGCUGAGGGCAUGUCCAAGUACGUUGACCUUCGCUGUGGCAUCCUCUGCGAGAACAUGACGGAAGAGGGCUGUCGCAGGUACUUGACCGGCACAGUGUGCCCGGAACGCCUGGACUUCCUCUCCAUCGACUUUGCUUUGGGCGUGCCGCCGCUGAUUUAUCGAAGUCUGCUCACGGCCUGCAGGCCGCGGGUCCUCUUUGCUGAGAACAGCGGCUUGAACUUGAGCAGCUUGCCAGGCCAGGAUGAUGAGUCGCACUCCAACUUCUCAGAGCACGACCCUACGUCCUGGCAUCACUGGGAGGACCAGCUGCACCAACUCGCUGCCCUUGGUCAACCCACCGAGUUGGGCUCUUACCGCCUCGCUGUAGAUCGUCGGCCCUCCGCCCUGGAUGCCGAGCGGUCACAGGGCGGCUUUUUCGGACUCUUCUCCAAGUCCCAAGACAGCGAGUUUCGGCGCUUCUCUGUGUAUGUGGCGGAGGACAGUGGAAUUGGGGAGGCUACAACGAUGCCGAAUGGUGGCCAAGCUGGUAGUGAGCUGUAG